AUGAAGUUCUCCGCCAUUACCCUCAGCUAUGCGCUGUUCGCUAGCUAUGUCAGUGCUGCCCCCCGAGGCCACAGCACUCUGGAAGAGCGUAUUGCUCGCAGAGCCGCAGCACGCUCAUCCAGGCCCAAUCAACGCAUCGAAACAUCUGACAGGAGCAACGAUACCAAUGUCUCAUAUUCCACCAACUGGUCGGGAGCUGUCAUCACGUCGCCCCCAUCUGGACAGACCUUCAACGCCGUCUCUGCCAGCUUCGUCGUGCCCACGCCCAAGGCCCCCUCUGGAGGAUCCUCUCGUGGAACUUACAGUGCUUCCGCUUGGGUCGGAAUUGACGGAGACACGUACCAAAACUCGAUUCUGCAGACGGGUGUUGACUUCACCAUUGAGAAUGGUGUAGUGUCAUAUGAUGCCUGGUAUGAGUGGUUCCCCGAUUAUGCCUACGACUUCUCCAUCCAAAUCAACGAGGGUGAUACCAUCAAGGCUAGUGUCAGUUCAACCACUAGCACUUCUGGUGUUGCUGUUAUUGAGAAUGUCACCACCGGCAAGACCGUGACCAAGUCUCUCACCUCUUCCGCUGCUCUUGGAGGACAGAACGCAGAAUGGAUCGUGGAAGACUACGAGGAGGGCUCGUCUUUGGUGAGCCUUGCCAACUGGGGCAGCGUUGUUUUCACUGGUGCUACAGCUUCGACCAAGAGCUCCACGCUUGAUGCCUCUACUGCUUCCAUCAUUGAUAUCCAGCAGAGUGGCAAGACACUUACCAGCGUUACUGUCAGCGGCUCAACUGUCACUGACAAGUAUGUCUAA
Molecule: messenger RNA, 801 nt
Organism: Trichoderma atroviride IMI 206040
Lineage: Eukaryota; Fungi; Ascomycota; Sordariomycetes; Hypocreales; Hypocreaceae
Biological process (GO): proteolysis
Molecular function (GO): glutamic-type endopeptidase activity
Source: RefSeq, a predicted model, not a curated record